UACAAACCACACCGGAUCGAAAACUUCUUCUUUUUUCGUUGGAAUUAACUUUCAAAUACUUCCUGAAAUGUACAAUCCAGAGGUAAUAAAUUUCCCUCCACCAAAAUCCUUGAAACAAACAUGCACAUGGAAGAAAGACCAAAUACUUAAUAAAGUGCCUUCCCAAGACCUAGGAAAUCAUUUUCAUGGGAUUACUGCAAUCUUGUCUGGGGAAAUUACUGAAAUAGCUGAAAUUCAAGACUUCUUUUUAGACUCAACAUUUUACAGAGUUAACAAAUUCCCCGUUCAUAAGUUGCUGGACCCUGAUUUUCUCUCUGCAUUUGUUAAAAAAGGACAUUUUGAUGCCAGAACUUUAGGAACAUGGGGUGAAGUUGAUCAGAGUAUUGUUGUUGAAUCAGGCAAACUUCAUCUUUCUGUCUGCAAAGAUGUGUAUCAAGAGCUAGGGUUAAGUGGCCAAGCAGAGGUAAUUUCAUCCAAAAAGUGUCCUGCUAAAUACGACAUUUCUGUUAAUCUUCUUGAUGAUAAGUUUUCCCCUGAUUCUAAAUAUUACAAAAGAGUUAGUUGGUGUUUACAAAAUCAGACAAGUCUACAGUUUGAUUGGAUCAUGAAUUGGCAUCCACACGAUUCUGACAUCUGCCCAUCUUCCCUUGCUGCUUACCUCGACUUGCUUGGCUUUCAGGUAGUUCAGUGUCUGCCAUCCUUUGAAGAAAGAAUUUUAAAUCAAGUAAAGGUUCCACUGCUAUGCACUGAAACAGACAUUUCAGAUGUCGUUGAAUGGGUUGGAGCUGCUGCAUUGAACAUCACAUGUCCUGACCAAGAAGAUUACACUUCUUCAAUGACAUGCCCAGAGCCCAGUUAUAAAUCUGAAAAGGUUCACAUCUUGAAAUGGAAAGGAUUUUUUUCUGCAAGACAGGCAAAAGAGUUACUCGGCGUGAUUUUGAAAUUGCGACCAGAAGCAACAGAAAACUCUGUUCAAUCAUGGCUUAAUCUCACUCUCAUUGGAUUUGAUGAAUUCCAAAUAGCAUCAAGUAUUUGCUCGGUUUUUACAACGGCAUCGGACAACUGCCAAGUCUUUACAAACCAGACAUCUAGAAGGAAAAUCAAAUGAAUUCAAUUCAACUUUUGUUAUUUCAUCUUCUGUAAAAACACAUCUGAAUAAAUGAAGUCAGAUACUGGA
Daphnia pulicaria is the source of this 1177-nucleotide messenger RNA. RefSeq names its product ribonuclease P protein subunit p40-like. The record is from RefSeq and is a predicted model, not a curated record. The coding region runs from base 68 to 1108 and encodes 346 amino acids. Lineage: Eukaryota; Metazoa; Arthropoda; Branchiopoda; Diplostraca; Daphniidae. The transcript is spliced from 6 exons. Gene Ontology annotation, molecular function: ribonuclease P activity; ribonuclease MRP activity. Gene Ontology annotation, cellular component: ribonuclease MRP complex; multimeric ribonuclease P complex. Gene Ontology annotation, biological process: tRNA 3'-end processing; endonucleolytic cleavage in ITS1 to separate SSU-rRNA from 5.8S rRNA and LSU-rRNA from tricistronic rRNA transcript (SSU-rRNA, 5.8S rRNA, LSU-rRNA); tRNA 5'-leader removal.